AUAGGUGCUACUAGCUGGACGACUUGGCGAGGCGGAGGCUUGCUCGCAGUCUCACAGGUCAAACAACAAGCCGCGAUGAAGAAAAAGACUCGCUCCACAGGAGGAGCGGUCGGUCGGAGAACAAUUCUACAACUCUCUCCUUCCGGUAUCCGUGGCGCGAAUGCCGGCGAGAGGGAAGAAGGACUCCCAGGAUCCGAUGCAGAAGAGCAAGAAGGAGAAGGACACCCAUUCGUGAGCGAGAGACUUAACAACGUGAAGCCUCCCGCAAUGAAAGCCACCGAGGGACUGUCCUUGCUUGGAGCCUAUGAAGAUACUGAUGAAGAGGAUGCUGCAGAGUCUCGAUCAACUACAACUUCUCAGCACAAUCACUCUGCUGAUAUUGACAGUACAUUAGCCAAUUUCAUGGCUGAAAUUGAUGCUAUCACCACUCAGCCAAGUUCGGAUGAUGCAGCAGGUCAACCUUCCGUCCCAGCUGGUAAUUCCCCCACCCCAGAGGCGAAUGCCCAGCAGCCAGAUGCCAGUGAGGGACAACGUGCACAGUUUGAGUUCAAUACUCAAUACUCGUUAGCUGGAGUGGAUGUGGAAAUGGGGGACUGGCAGGAGGUUUGGGAUGAUAACUCUGGCUGCUAUUAUUACUGGAACAUUCAGACCAAUGAGGUCUCCUGGGAGCUACCUCACUCUCUAGCUGAUCAAGUGCAAAGACUGGCUCACCACGCCAAUAGUUUUAGUGUCAAUGGCAAUGGUACAUCAAGUGCCUGUGAUCACACUGGUGAAAGCAAACCUGCUGCAGCGCCAACAUCAACUAAAGUCAAGGAGGUAAUGGAGAGUGUGGUGGGCCUCACAAGCAAAGAGGAGGAGCGCUGUGGAGUGGCUGCAUCUCUUCUGGGUCCGUUAAUCCCUACAGAAGUGAAAAAUGCAGAAGAGAAAUGGCGAAAAAGACUUCUUAAAGGUUUGAAUGAGAAUGAGACCAGUUUAGACUCUGAUGGAGAGGGUGUUGGCCCCGUGGAAUCUCCCUCUACACCUUUGCAUGACUCGGACCCAAUCCAAUCUGUGGAGAAAGAUUCUGACGCAAAGAAGGUGUUAGAGGAGAACUCAGACACCGAAGGGGGACCAGAAGAAGACACAAUGGAGCUGGAGCUGGCUCUGGAGAGGAAGAAGGCUGAGCUCCAGGCUCUAGAGGAUGGUGAUGGAAGUGUGGGAGGCUCCAGUCCUUAUUCUGAGACAAGCCAAGAAGCGCCUGGACUUCGUGGCACCCUCAGGAAAAAACGAUGGAAAACUGUCUUCCCCAGUGCGCCCAGUCCUGAUUCCAACAGUCAGAGUUCAGAGCCUCAGGAGAACAUGCAGACAGUAGCAUGUACGAAGGUCCAGGAGAGUGUUGUAGCAGAAGAAGAAGAUGGGGAGAUGGAUAACUCUGAGCAGAAACCAGAAACUCCACCAAAAGAAGAAGUGGAGACACCUGAGCUCAGGUUUCAGAUUGGAGAACUGGCUAACACCUUAACUAGCAAGAUGGAGUUCCUGGGCAUACACAAGAAGGCCGUCUCGAACUUUCAAUUACUUCUGCUGCAAACUGAGACACGGAUAGCUGACUGGAGGGAGGGCGCUCUGAACGGGGUCUAUCUUCGCCGCAGGCUACAGGAAGCCGCCGAACACAUAAAACAUUAUGAACUUAACGCCACCCCUAAAGGCUGGUCCUGCCACUGGGACAGAGAGCACAGGCGGUAUUUUUAUGUCAACGACCUGACGAAUGCAUCACAGUGGGAGUUCCCGACAGAGGAGGCGAAGGGGGGUGACCAGAAAGGAAACCAGGCUAGCCCGACCUCCAGUCAAGGCGAUGCCAAAACAUCAUCUGCAUCUAACGGCGGGACUUCAGGACCGACAGUUUGUGCCCCUGCUGCUCCAUCAGCACCCCCUCAGUCCAGUGAUUCAUCAGUGUGGUCCUCCUCGCAACCCCCACUUCCUGACAGCCCACCGCCACCUCCUGACCUUCCACCACUUCCACCUCUCCCCCCUGGCUCACCCCCUCCACCUCCUCCGCCCCCUGACAGUGAUAGUGAGAUCAUGGAGGUCGAGAUGGAGAUGGAUGAUGACGACAAUGAUAUGGAGCCUCCAGCCCCUGGAACUGAAGAUGAUGGCAGUGGGUGGUCCCCUUCAGGAAUUGCUGGAAUUCAGGUCUUGGACUCCUCAGGUCCACUGGGUAAGGGUCAGAAACGCAAAGCUGGUCAGUUGAAUAAAGCCAUCAUUGGAAGUAGUCCUAUCCUGUACACACAGCAUGUUGCCACUGCAGCACCAGUCUAUUGGGGUGUGCCGGAUGUAAGUGCACCUCUAGUCCCCUGUGAACCUUCUCUUCCACCUGUUCAGGCUCUGCCCCCACAACCAGCGCUGCCCCCUCCCCAGCCCCCCUGUGACCCCCCAGGACCUAAAGUGGCACCUCAAGAAAAGCUCAAGAAAACUAAGAAGGACAAGAAGGCUAAGACCAAAAUGCCCUCCCUCGUGAAGAAGUGGCAAAGUAUCCAGAAAGAGCUGGAGGAGGAGGAGAAGAGCAGCUCCAGUGAUGAAGAUAGAGAACAGCUCAACAAGAAAACUAUAGAAGACUGGAAGCAGCAGCAGCUCAUGACAGGAAAGGCUGCAAAGAAUGCCAACUUUGAGGCACUUCCUGAUAACUGGCGGGAUCGACUAAAGAAAAGGAAGUUGAACAGCACGUAACGUCGGACUUAACAAAAUUAUAUACGGUUUGUGUUUAUAUAUAUAUAUAUAUAUAUAUAUAUGUGUGUGUGUGUGUGUGUGUGUGUGUGUGUGUGUGUGUGUAUGUAUAUAUAUAUAUAUAUAUAUAUAUAUAUAUAUAUAUAUAUAUAUAAUGUGGGUGUGUGUGUAUACUGUGCAUAUAGUGUGUAUGUAUAUAUAUAUAUAUACACAUAUAUAUAUAUAUACAUACAUACACAUAUAUAUAUAUAUAUACAUACAUAUACAUAUAUGUAUGUGUGUGUGUGUGUAUAUAUAUAUAUAUAUAUAUAUAUAUAUAUAUAUAAUGUGGGUGUGUGUGUAUACUGUGCAUAUAGUGUGUAUGUAUAUAUAAUACAGUGUAAUAUAUAUAUAUAUAUACACAUAUAUAUACAUACAUACAUGUAUAUAUAUAUGUAUCUAUAUGUA
Phycodurus eques (leafy seadragon) is the source of this 3147-nucleotide messenger RNA. It is a transcript of the gene fnbp4, whose product is annotated as formin binding protein 4. NCBI's taxonomy places the organism in Eukaryota, Metazoa, Chordata, Actinopteri, Syngnathiformes, Syngnathidae. The transcript is spliced from 17 exons. The record is from RefSeq and is a predicted model, not a curated record. Gene Ontology annotation, molecular function: protein binding. Bases 76 to 2703 code for a protein of 875 amino acids.